AUGUCCUCCUCCUCGACUUCGAGCUGCAGUAAGGACCAGCCAAUAAUCCAACUGGCUCUCCCCCUCCUCCCGCUGUCCGUGCACACGAGUCUUGCGUUGGCCGGCACGGUUGUCCACGUGCGGUCCCAAGUGGGGGCCGCCGCCCCAGAAAAGAAAUCGUUGUUUUGUCCAUUCAUUGUCCUCAUACACAACACUCACCACUGUGCACUGUCCUCACGGUGCCGUGAAAGGCGCACUCUGAUUCGCCCACGCACCAGCACUGCUGUGGGGCGUCUUCUGCGAGGCGUUCAGGUGCGCUCCGACUAA
Molecule: messenger RNA, 306 nt
Organism: Knipowitschia caucasica
Lineage: Eukaryota; Metazoa; Chordata; Actinopteri; Gobiiformes; Gobiidae
Source: the annotation of a GenBank genome assembly